CUACCGGUAGAAGGAUAUCCGUUUUCGUUAUAUGUUACGGAGAAGCUUUGGCGAAAUAAAUGACUACCUCUCCUUGUCUUUGUUGCGGUUGUGGUAGUUGUAGUCAUGUUCCAAAUCUUCUCGCUCCGGUCGGGGACUGUUGCCUGCCGUAAGAAAUAAGAUAACAGAAAUUGCGUUGCGGUAGAUCGGGAUAACGCCAGAAUUCAGGAUCCUCUCUCAGCCUAUGUAGAGCUUUGCCGUUCCCUUUGACCUGCCGUGUUAAGCUAGCUGUCGAUGUGAUGCCGUCAACAAUUAUUUUGGUAGAUACCCUAACGCCACAUCGAGGAUUAAAAAAUAUUGAUGUAAGCCGUACAAUGGGGAUUGACACCCCGGCGUUGUAAUCAUGAAUUACUUUUAGCUCAGUGGCUUUCAACAGACACUGACAGCAGCUUCUGGGACUUGAGAUAGGAUCUGUUGCUAACUAGCAAAGCUAGUUAAGAUAAACAUCAACACGUUGACAGUCCUGUCUUUAGAACAUCAUGGCUCCCAAGGACAUCAUGACAAAUUCCCAUGCCAAAACCAUCCUCAAUGCAAUGAAUGCUCUUCGCAAGAGCAACACACUCUGUGACAUCACUCUGAGGUUGGAGAACACAGACUUUCCAGCCCACCGUAUCGUCCUGGCCGCCUGCAGUGACUACUUUUGUGCCAUGUUCACCAGUGAGCUCUCGGAGAAGGGGAAAUCCUUUGUUGACAUUCAGGGGCUGACUGCGGCCACCAUGGAGAUUCUCCUUGACUUUGUCUAUACAGAGACUGUGCUUGUCACGGUCGAGAAUGUGCAGGAAUUGCUUCCAGCGGCGUGCUUGUUGCAGCUCAAAGGGGUGAAGAGAGCGUGUUGUGACUUCUUGGACGGUCAGCUGGACCCAACCAACUGUCUGGGUAUCCGGGACUUUGCCGACACCCACAACUGCCUGGACCUGAUGCAGGCGGCAGAGCUCUUCUCCCAGAAGCACUUCCCAGAGGUGGUGCAGCACGAGGAGUUCAUGCUGCUCUGCCAGGCGGAGGUGGAGAAGCUCAUCAAAUGUGAUGAGAUCCAGGUGGACUCUGAGGAGCCGGUGUUCGAGGCGGUGCUGAACUGGGUCAAACACAACCGCAAAGAGAGGGAGCCUUACCUACCGGACAUGUUGGAGUUUGUCCGAAUGCCACUGUUGACCCCCCGCUACAUCACCGACGUCAUCGAUUCUGAGCCUCUCAUUCGGUGCAGUCUUCCAUGUCGAGACCUCGUGGACGAGGCAAAGAAAUUCCAUCUGAGGCCAGAGCUGAGGAGUGAAAUGCAAGGCCCACGAACACAAGCCAGACUCGGUGCCAAAGAGGUACUCUUGGUGAUCGGUGGCUUCGGCAGUCAACAGUCCCCCAUUGACAUUGUGGAGAAGUACGACCCAAAGACUCAGGAGUGGAGCUUCCUCCCGAACAUUGCGCGGAAGAGACGCUACGUGGCCACGGUGUCGCUGCACGACCGGGUGUACGUGAUCGGGGGGUACGACGGCCGCUCCCGGCUCAGCUCGGUGGAGUGCCUGGACUACACGGCGGACGAGGACGGCGUCUGGUACACCGUGGCCACCAUGAACGUUCGCCGCGGCCUCGCCGGCGCCACCACCCUCGGAGACAUGAUCUAUGUCGCCGGAGGUUUUGAUGGCAGCCGCCGUCACACCAGCAUGGAGCGCUACGACCCUAACAUCGACCAGUGGAGCAUGCUGGGAGAUAUGCAGACGGCCAGAGAAGGAGCCGGGCUAGUGGUGGCCAGUGGACUCAUCUACUGUUUGGGAGGCUACGAUGGUCUGAAUAUCCUGAACUCUGUGGAGCGGUAUGACCCCCACACGGGCCACUGGACCAGUGUCACACCUAUGGCCACCAAGCGAUCAGGGGCCGGCGUUGCCUUGCUCAACGACCACAUUUACGUGGUAGGAGGUUUUGACGGAGUCUCCCACCUGGACUCUGUGGAGGUGUACAACAUCAGAACGGACUACUGGACCACGGUGGCCAGCAUGACCACUCCACGGUGUUACGUAGGAGCGACCGUCCUCCGUGGGCGCCUCUAUGCCAUAGCCGGGUACGAUGGGAACUCCUUACUGAGCAGCAUCGAGUGCUACGACCCCGUGAUUGACAGCUGGGAGGUGGUGACCUCCAUGGCCACGCAGCGCUGCGACGCAGGCGUGUGCGUCCUGCGAGAAAAGUGAUCCCCCCCCCCGCCCCCCGGGGACCGGAAUCGGCACCUUUUUAAUGAAUGAGAAGCAAAGCAAGGCAGCUAUACUCGGUGCACUCGCCACACGCGCCAAAAAGGGAAUCGCUCGGUGGCCCGUAUGCAAAAACCCUGGCAGGAAUACCCCGUCCGUACGGUCACCUGAGGAACGUCCACGUCGGAGCGGCGUCCCUCUGGGCUGUGGAAGGGCCGGUGGAGGGCGUGGGGUCAGGUAGACCCACGCACAUUAGGGAGAGGGAUGAACCGAUGUCAGAGGAACUCCCAUCUCCGCCUGCAUGACUCAGUGUGUGCACCUGUCGCUGUCCGUCACCUGUGACAUUACUGUUUCACUCGGUCUUCAAAGUGCAAUAUAUUUUCUACAUGUUUGUUGAUAAAAAAAAAAAACGGAAAAAGAGAGGAUGGAGACCGCUGAGUCUCCUAUCUGCUGCUAUCUGCCUUACAGUCGUCGUCGUCGUCCCCCCCCCCCACGCCUUCAUCACACACACAGGAUUCAUGUGGCCUCUCGUGUAUCCUGCGAUCGUCAUGUUGUCUAAAUACGUGAACCUCUGCCGAGACUGUAGUGGGGCCAGUCAUUUAAACACGUUUUUGUAAUCCUUUCUGUAUAAAGUGCUUUUAAAAUCGAAUUGCUUUAAUAGAUUUAGAUUUUCGUUUGUUAGAUUUAUACAAUUUUUGGAAAUGAAGGGAGCUCUUUGCUAUUUAUUGCAUUUGCCAAAUUCUUAAAAAUGGAAAAGGAAAAAUGUGCAUGUGUUCGUCCUUGACCUGUUUGUUUGGAUGUGUACAUGUUGCUGACAAUGCCACAAACUUGUUAAUAAACACGGUGAAACUUA
Gadus morhua (Atlantic cod) is the source of this 3063-nucleotide messenger RNA. It is a transcript of the gene klhl12, whose product is annotated as kelch-like family member 12. The record is from RefSeq and is a predicted model, not a curated record. Gene Ontology annotation, molecular function: protein binding. Lineage: Eukaryota; Metazoa; Chordata; Actinopteri; Gadiformes; Gadidae. Bases 519 to 2213 code for a protein of 564 amino acids. The transcript is spliced from 12 exons.